CGACAACAUUCACCUGCUGCACACAGGGCCCUCCUCCUCCUCCUGCGAGCCCCAGCACAGCGCAGCUCGCGCCGCCCGCUGUCGUCGCCAUGGCCGCCGUCCUGCCGUUCCGCGACAUCAACGUCCACUCCUCGCCCUCGCACUACGCCUUCUCGUCGCCGUCCUCGCCCGCCGCGCCGACGCUGGUGGUAGACCGCCCCUCCGGCGACCUCCGUCUCCAUGACGGCAAGCUGCUCGGGUCCAAGAGGGUGUCCAGCAUUGCGGGCAUCCUCGGCAUCAUCAAGCUGCGCCUAGAUAAAUACAUAAUCGUAAUCACCAAGGCACAGCCCAUGGGCCGCAUAAAGGGCCACAUGAUAUACAAAGUCGUCUCGACCGAGUUCCUGCCGUUGCGCGACCGCCCGCUGCACGACCCCGACGAGGACAACUACCUCGCCCUCCUCAAGAACCUCCUCAAGACCGCCCCGCUAUACUUCUCGUACUCGUUCGACAUCACCAACAGCUUCCAGCGCCAGGCACAUGCCGACCAUUCGGUCCCGCUGUGGAAAAGGACAGACGACCGCUUCUUCUGGAACCGCUUCGUCCAGAGCGACCUGAUCGACUUCCGUGCCGGGCUCAGCACCGGAUAUGGACACAGGCACUCCAGCGGACAGCAGCCCGAAGUGGACCCGUACAUCUUGCCCGUCAUGUACGGGAUGAUGGAGAUCACGAGCACGUCAAUCAAGGGCACCCCGCUCACCUUCAUCCUCGUCACCCGCAGGUCAAGGCACCGAGCCGGGACGCGCUACUUCUCCAGAGGCAUCGACGAGAACGGCAACGUUUCCAAUUUCAAUGAGACGGAGCAGACCGUCAUCCUCAAUGAUCAUGCCUCGGGCGCGCCGGGCGGAUAUGGACCAAAUAUGAACGGGAGCGUGGGGGGCAGUGCCGGGAAGGAGGUGCAGGUGCUUGCCUAUGUGCAAACGCGAGGAAGCGUGCCUGUCUACUGGGCCGAGAUUAACACACUCCAGUACACGCCCAGGCUUCAGGUGCGUGGUGUCGAAAGCGCCAUACCGGCCGCAAAGAAGCACUUCGCCGAGCAGAUACGCCUGUAUGGAGACAAUUGGCUCGUCAACCUCGUCAAUGCAAAAGGCCGGGAGCAGAAAGUCAAAGAGGCGUACGAGCAGAUGGUCAACUACCUCGCCACCUCGCCCGCCGAGGACGUCCAGGGCGACAAGGUCACGUCGGAGAAGUUCCACAUCGUAGAGCCGCAGCAAGCGCAGACGUCCUAUGACCGGCUUCACUACAUCUACUUCGACUUUCACAAUGAGACAAAGGGCCUGCGGUGGGAUCGCGCCAAGCUUCUGAUGAACCAGCUCGAACCGCACAUCCUCAAGCACGGAUAUUUCCGGGGAGUCGAUAUGCCCGGGGACACGGGCCUCGUCGAAGUCAGGCGCCAUCAGACGGCCGUCGUUCGCACAAACUGUAUGGACUGCUUGGACCGAACCAACGUCGUGCAAAGCAUGCUGGGCCGCUACAUUCUCUCUCGCAUGCUGAUCGAUCUUGGCAUCCUCCGCGAGGGCGAGAGUGCAGAAGACGACCAAGCCUUUGAGUUUCUCUUCCGCAACGUAUGGGCCGACAACGCCGACGUCGUCUCCAAAUCUUAUUCCGGCACCGGUGCGCUGAAGACCGAUUUCACUCGUCUCGGCAUCAGAACCAAGCAGGGCGCAGUCCAGGACUUCAACAACUCGGCCACACGCUACUUCAUGAACAACUUUGCUGACGGGCCGAGGCAGGAUGCGUUCGACCUCUUCCUGGGCACCUACCUGCCUGACGAUUCGGGCAUUGGACACCAGCUACUCUUCGCAGACCGACGACCGCUCUUCAUCCAGGCCAUACCGUACAUCAUGGCAGCCAGUAUCUUCUUUAUUUUUGUCGGUAGCUUCACGCGGCGCUCACCGGACGCCACGGUGUGGCCUUUGCGGCUGCUCCUGUUUAUUUGCUUGGCCGUCGCAGCUGCGUCUUUCAACUUUAUCUGGACGAACGGCACGCUAUACGUCAACUGGCCGAAGCUGAAUCGUCUCCCGCACGCGGUGGAGUCGUAUACAGAGACCCUGUCGAAGGUAUCGCAUAACCCUGUAGUAGGACCGCUUGUUGGGACGAGGCACGAGCGUGGGAAAAGCGAUGCGCGGUUACUGGGCUUGGAAGAAGGCAAGAAGAGGAUAGAAUAGAGAGGCUAUGGCUAGCCCGCC
This is a messenger RNA of Trematosphaeria pertusa, 2225 nucleotides long. Its product is annotated as phosphoinositide phosphatase-like protein. Gene Ontology annotation, cellular component: endoplasmic reticulum. NCBI's taxonomy places the organism in Eukaryota, Fungi, Ascomycota, Dothideomycetes, Pleosporales, Trematosphaeriaceae. The record is from RefSeq and is a predicted model, not a curated record. Gene Ontology annotation, biological process: phosphatidylinositol dephosphorylation. The transcript is spliced from 3 exons. The coding region runs from base 90 to 2204 and encodes 704 amino acids. Gene Ontology annotation, molecular function: phosphatidylinositol-4-phosphate phosphatase activity.